AUAUUUAUUAGCGUGGCCUUUUGCACUUUAUCCGAUCCGAACCACAAAGUUCCGUACGCCUCUCCUCCGUUCAUUUUUCGAUUGCUCCAAAUCACCAUCUCCACACACAAGCAAUCUUUAUAAUAUAUACUACUGUUUCUAAAAACACAUGUGAAUUGAUUUACUCAUCUACUUGGAGGCAUUUCUGCUAUUUUCCCCCAAUUGUUGUUGUGAGAAACCUCCCGAGCUGGCGAUAGUUGCAGUGGCUGUAAAAAUGGGUCAAUUAUGUGACUUCUGUUCGGAGCAGAGAUCCACGGUCUAUUGUAGAUCAGAUGCUGCUUGCUUAUGUUUAACGUGUGAUCGGAACAUUCAUUCUGCUAAUGCUCUUUCCAGGCUCCAUUUGAGGACUCUUGUCUGUGAGCGAUGCAAUUCUCAGCCUGCAGUAGUCAGAAGUAUCACAGAGAACGCAUCACUUUGUCAAAACUGCGACUGGAAUGGGCAUGGAGACCCUACUUCAGAUACAGGGCACAAAAGGCAAACUAUCAAUUGUUAUUCUGGGUGCCCUUCUGCAAGUGAGCUUUCAAGAAUUUGGUCGUUCUUUUCAAUGGAUGAUUCUAGUUGUAAGCAUGAAACAGGUUCGAUGAGUCUGGAAGAGGAAGAUCAAAGCCUGUUGCACUGUCAACUUAUGCCUAUUGAAUACAGCAGAGUAGAGGAUGCUAUGGAUCCCGCGACUUCUGAUGCUGAUCGAAUUUGUGGAAAUGAUUCCUUGAAUCUUCUCGACGAGAAGGCACGUUUGUCUUACACAAGUGGUCUCAUUGCUGAUGAUGAUGACCUCUACAAGGACUUCAACUUCUCAGAUAUUGACUUGAGUUUUGAUAACUUAGAUGAGCUCUUUGGUGGAUCACCUGGUACACCGCAACAGCUUUUUGAGUUAGAUGGACUAGAUAGCUUGUUUGAAAUUCCAACUUUAUGUUGUGCUGAAAUCAAUAAGGCAACAUGCUGCAAUCCAGUAUUUGCCGACUCUGUGACAAGCUGUAGAACUUAUCCGAUCGUUGGCUUUGCAAGACAAGCACAGUCUAAUCUGUCAUUUUCAUUCUCUGGACAGACUGGUGAGAGUAACAACGGAGAUUACCAAGAGUGUGGUAUGUCUUCGAUGUUUAUGCUGGAGGAACCUCAAUGCCUUACCUCCUGUCCUGAAAGUCAAUUGCCAUCAGUCAGCAGGGAUUGUGCAGUCUUGCGGUACAAGGAGAAAAGAAAGUUACGCAAGUUUGGUAGAAAGAUAAGAUACCCUAACCGCAAGGCCAUGGCUGAUGUUAGGAAACGUGUCAAGGGGCGUUAUGUGAAAGCUGGAGAUCCAUAUGAUUAUGAUCCUUUGUGCCAUACAAGCAGCCAUUGAAUAGCAGUUUCUGGGCUUUAUUUGGAAAGAUGAAGUGUAUUAUAAAACCUUACCAACUACUGUUAGGAGCCUAUGGGGAGUGCGAGAAUAAUAAAUUUCUCAAGGUCUGAUACGUGCUUGCGCUAACUUCUGUGUGUAAAGAGAGAAAUUCUCUCUCUUGCUCAUGGCCAGAAGUUACCUUCCACGCAAACAAGUCUUCUUUUUCUGCAGCAAAAGCAAAAGAAUAUGAUGAUAUCGUGCUUUUCUUCUCCCUCGCAACAUAUCAUACAAGAUCAUUUGACAAUGAAGGAGCAGGAUCCCGGAGCACAUGAUUAGUUGGGUAUUGUAUGUAUCAUGCACAUAAGUGAGAUUCGUAUCAAUUGUUGCCGGAUUCUUUUCGGUUUUUGGAAAAUUACUGUAGUAACUACUGAAUUGUCUCACGAGUUUUGGUUGCUUGGGGAUGUUUGUUAUGCAUAUACGAGAAGGAUAGUCUGGACCAAGAGUGAGUUUUAAAAAUUUUGCUUCUCGUCA
Molecule: messenger RNA, 1885 nt
Organism: Olea europaea var. sylvestris
Lineage: Eukaryota; Viridiplantae; Streptophyta; Magnoliopsida; Lamiales; Oleaceae
Product: zinc finger protein CONSTANS-LIKE 10-like
Exons: 5
Coding region: 254-1375 (373 amino acids)
Molecular function (GO): protein binding; zinc ion binding
Source: RefSeq, a predicted model, not a curated record